This is a messenger RNA of Lottia gigantea (owl limpet), 435 nucleotides long. RefSeq lists its product as hypothetical. NCBI's taxonomy places the organism in Eukaryota, Metazoa, Mollusca, Gastropoda, Lottiidae. The transcript has a single exon. The annotation marks the transcript as partial. The record is from RefSeq and is a predicted model, not a curated record.
ACGGUUAGUCAACUUGAAAUGACAUCUGAGACGGUUAGUCAUCUAGAAAUGACAUCUGAGACGGUUAGUUCUCUUGAAAUGACAUCUGAGACGGUUAGUCAACUUGAAUUGACAUCUGAGACGGUUAGUCAACUUGAAGUGACAUCUGAGACGGUUAGUCAACUUGAAAUGACAUCUGAGACGGUUAGUCAACUUGAAAUGACAUCUGAGACGGUUAGUUCUCUUGAAAUGACAUCUGAGACGGUUAGUCAACUUGAAAUGACAUCUGAGACGGUUAGUCAUCUAGAAAUGACAUCUGAGACGGUUAGUUCUCUUGAAAUGACAUCUGAGACGGUUAGUCAACUUGAAGUGACAUCUGAGACGGUUAGUCAACUUGAAAUGACAUCUGAGACGGUUAGUUCUCUUGAAGUGACAUCUGAGACGGUUAGUUCUCUU